Drosophila eugracilis is the source of this 1132-nucleotide messenger RNA. RefSeq names its product alpha-tocopherol transfer protein. The record is from RefSeq and is a predicted model, not a curated record. Gene Ontology annotation, cellular component: membrane. NCBI's taxonomy places the organism in Eukaryota, Metazoa, Arthropoda, Insecta, Diptera, Drosophilidae. Bases 139 to 1011 code for a protein of 290 amino acids. Gene Ontology annotation, molecular function: phosphatidylinositol bisphosphate binding. The transcript has 6 exons.
CUUCUGCGAUGCCACUUGUGUGCGAUCUUUGUUGAGUCGGAUUCCCCGUAUUACAAGCUAACAAAAAACCGUGACCAGAAACAGUAACCACAACUCGGAUAGCGAUAUUACCUGACGACCCUCAGUGGAUCCCGCACCAUGCCCGCCAUCGAGCACAAGUUGAACAUCACCGAAGAGGAGGUUCCACAGCAUAUUCGUCGACUUGCUGAGGAGCAGGGCGAGUGUCCCAGCUCCAGGGAUCAGAUCAUCGAACAAUUCCGCAGCUACAUUUUAGAACGCAAUGAGUGCCAGCCUCACCGUAACGAUGCAAAAUAUUUGGAAAAAUUUUUAAGAGCCCGCUACUGGAAAAUUGAAAACAGUUACAGAUUGCUAUGCAGUUACUAUAAGUUCCGGGAACACAACAAAAACUUCUACGAGAAGGUUCGUCCUCUAGAUCUGCGUCACAUUGGCCAGUCGGAUAUCCUUACAGUUACUCCUUACCGGGAUCAACAUGGUCACCGCAUACUCAUCUAUAGAUUCGGCCUGUGGCGACCCAACCGUGUGACAGUUGAUGAUAUUUUCCGGGCCACCAUUGUCCUACAGGAGUUAGGCAGCUUGGAACCCAUUUCACAGAUCGUCGGAGGAGUGGGAAUCUUUGAUCUGAAAGAUCUGGGUCUGGAACACAUACUCCAUUUGAGUCCCAGUGUGGCUCAAAAGAUGAUUGCCCUCCUAGUGACUUCCAUGCCAAUUAGGACAUCCGCCCUCCAUAUUGUGAACCAGAAUUGGGUCUUCAAUGCGGCAUUCAAGAUAUUUAAGCCCUUCCUCAACUCGGCCAUGCGAGAAAAGCUCUACAUCCAUGGCAGUGAUAUGACUUCUCUCCACAAGCACAUCAAUCCAGAACAUCUGCCAAAGCGUUAUGGUGGUCUGCACGAGGAUUACUCCUAUACACUCUGGCUGGACAUGCUGAAGGAGCAAUGUUCUGGUAAUGGGGUCCAAAAGGAUAUGGAGCAAUUGGGAUUUAUUUUUGAUUAGGCUUUGAUCUUAAUCUAGUUCGAUAUACUUGCAUGAGCUUCACCAGGCACUAAUGGUCUCUCAAUUGAUUUUUUAAAUAUUAAAAGGGAAUUAUAAUAUUUUUGUAAUUUUUUACUCUUAU